Molecule: messenger RNA, 2822 nt
Organism: Centruroides sculpturatus (bark scorpion)
Lineage: Eukaryota; Metazoa; Arthropoda; Arachnida; Scorpiones; Buthidae
Product: adipolin-like
Exons: 8
Coding region: 1233-2114 (293 amino acids)
Molecular function (GO): hormone activity
Source: RefSeq, a predicted model, not a curated record
GGCGUCCACCUAAAGGUGUAAAUACGCCAGUGUAUCCUUGAUAUUAUAUUUAUGUUUACAUCCUGUAGUCGAUUCUAUAUUGAUUUUUGCACACAUUUCGCGUGUUUCUCUUAUGGCGUCUCUCUCGUAGCGUAACGGUAAGAAUGCUUCCUACCGUUACGCUAUUCUCAUAAAUACCACAAUCGUAACGUUUCUCUAUAAAUGUGUAACGCGUUAUGUAUAAUAGGCCUAUAUACGCGGCACAUACGAGCGUAUGCGAGUGUAUAUGUUACGUAUGUGCAUUAAACUUUUAUACAGAAAUUAUAUCUUACCAUCGAUUCCGUCUUGAUUUUUGCAAAUAUUUCGUACGUCUUUUGCAUAAAAGUAUACAAAUGUUACGUUGGGAACACGUUUCUUAUGUUAUAUUAUUCUCGUAUGCGAAAGAAUCGUUUAAUGCUCCGCGUGACGCGUAACGUGGAAAUAUGUAGAGCGUAUACGCGCUGUGUACUUGAAAAGUAUACGUGUUACGCAUAUAUACUGUAAUUACAGUGUAUAUGCUCAGAAUGAUGAUACUACUAUGAUGCGUGUGCUGACGUGUAUUAUAUGCAACGCGUACGAACGUACGUAGAAGAUAAAUACUAGUAUUUGCGCUGCAAUUACUCGUAUGGAUUACUAUUCAGACGAUGCGUAACGCGCUAAUGUGUACACAGAGACGAGCGUUUAUAGCGCGUAGCUGCUGCAGUUAAAUGAAACUCUGAAAAUAUGCAAAUACUUUGGUACAGAAUUUGAUUCGGUGACGUUUAAUGGAGGCAAAUUCGAUACGGCAUCGAAUAAAAAAUGUACGAAUUACAGCGUGUUGCCGGGCUUAAACUAUCGAUAAAAAUAAACCCGCUAAUCCGUUUCGUCACGUCGACGUCGUGACGAUUUCGACGGGUGGCGUCACACAAAUUCUCUUUUUACGUCACUUUAAUGGAGCCGUUAACACGAAUUGCGUAUGUCAAGCUUUAAAAUAUACAAAUAACAAUCGAUGCGAAAUCGAACGAAUUCGUUCGAAUGAAUCCGCAAAUAAAUUUUCCCCAGGACUUUAACAGAAAGAGAGAGAAAAAAGAAGAAAACGGCAUCCCGUCACAAAAACUACGUAACCGUGACGAAUCCACCGGCAAAGAGAGCGAUUGGUGGGUUCGAUCACGUGAGUAGCGGUAACGUUUAUUUGAAGUGGGAAAGCUGCAUCAGUUGGGGAGAAGGUGAACGAGAUGAGGGGAGUGCUUAUCGCUCUGUUAAUUUCCCACUUGUUGUUCCUGACCAGAGAAGUGGAGGAGAAGGGAAAAGAUAUUGUUCACACACAAAGAUCGGUGUUCGAUCCUCGAUGGACAUGGCAAUCGUUCUUAAGACACGCAGAGAGAUCGGAUCAGAGAAGAAGAAAGAUGAGGAGACGAUUUAAGUCUACCAGGAAACCUAUGCAAGGGCCGCAAGGACCACCGGGACCACCGGGACCGAGAGGGCCACCUGGCGCAAACAUCACCAAAGACGAACUGAUGCAAGAAUUCAAGGAAUUAGUGAGAGAAAUAGCCGAGAGGAAAGUGUAUCAAACUUUCGAUCCCAAGGGUAACGUGACGGGCCCCUAUCUACCGCCCCUCUUCGACAUCGAUCAGGCAGCUAUUGUUCCUCGCAUCACUUCCGCUUUCCUAUGGAGAUUGACUCAAGAUACGAUGAUACCAAAGAGAUCGUUUGUCGAAUUGAAGAACUUUCAUCGACCCUUUGCAGUCGGUGGUUUCGAACGGGGAGAAGGAAGCAAUGCCAAGCAUGGCAGAUUUACUGCGCCCAUUAAUGGAUUAUACGGCUUUACCGUUAACCUUCACGUCCAGCACAAAGUGAUCGCGGACAGUAGUAAAUUAAUUCAUCCUCAAGACGGUAUAACCGCGCUGGUCUGCAUAGAAUCGCUCUGUCAGAAGAACGUGGCUCUGGAGUCGUCGGCGAGUCUGGACUGCGGAAGGCAUCAGUUCUCCAUCCUCGUGACCGGAGUUUUGUUCCUGGAGGAGGGACAAUAUGUCUCCAUCUAUGUCGAUAACAACUCGCAGUUUAUGUUGAAGGUACUAGCUAAUUCGCAAGUUAGUGGAUUGUUAGUGGGAGUUUAAAUUUAUAUAUAUACACACACACAUCUGUGCGUAAUGUAAUUUAAUUCCUAAUUUAAUAUGUACAUAAUUGUGUUCAAAUUGGCAUAUGUGAUGUUGAGUAUGUAACUGUCGUGUGUGUAUCGGUAAACAACUAUCAAGAUAAUGAUUCUUUGUCAACUGGAAACUAAUUGUAUGGAUAUCAAGUCUCAAGCCACAGUUUAAGUAUCUGAAUGGCAAACAAAAACAAUUGGCACUAUUUAAAUUCGUGAAUUUUUGAUAUGUGGUACUGAAAGCAUUUUCAUCUGUGAUACAGACUUGUGCCUCAUUCCUUCUUUACUGAAUUAUUGGUCUAAAAGAAACUUAUGAUAUCAAAUUAACUGUAUGAGUGCACACACUGGAUUUAGACUUGUUGUGAUCCUAAGCUAUAAUAUAUAAGAGGUCUUUCUUCUUUCUACUAAAGGUUUUUCACUUUUAAAUUUAUUAAACUGUAGUCUUGCAGUAUGAAAUCCCAAGCUGUAUCUUGUUUAGCUUAGUGUAAAUCCAGUCUGAAAUGCACAGGUUGUAGGAUACAAUAUCUGAAGACUAUGUCACAGAUAAAAAUGCUUAUCAAACUGUAAAUUUUAGUAGUAGUUGUUAUUUGUAUUUCCUAAAUGAACUGUGGAUGUAAACUAUAAAAAUAUUCCUCUUUGUAUGGAAAUUGUAAUGGUUAAAUUUAUCUAAACUUUGAAA